Molecule: messenger RNA, 1516 nt
Organism: Heterotrigona itama
Lineage: Eukaryota; Metazoa; Arthropoda; Insecta; Hymenoptera; Apidae
Source: the annotation of a GenBank genome assembly
AUGUCAACAUUUACUUUUGGAACACCUGCAACUUCGAGCAACACAAGUUUCGGAUUUGGACAAAAGUAAAUACAUAGUUUUACGUUUUUUAUCCAUAAUUUCAUUAAUCUUACAUUGUGAAAUUGCAAUAUACGUUUUCGUAUUCAAAAUUUAUAUACAGAAAUAUUAAUAAUUCAUUGUUUUCUAGACAGGUUUUAACUUAAACAGUAUUUCUUUUGGUUCAAGUACUUCAGCACCUACAUUAACUUUUGGGGCUACAUCAACACCAGCAACAACAACUGGGCUUAGUUUUGGAUUUGCUACACCUACAACCACUGUACAAACACAAUCAGGUGGUUUACUUUUGGGAUCAAAUACAACUAGUACAACAACUGCGAGCAGUUUAUUUUCAGCUCCAACUACAUCUGCACCAUUAUUUGGCGGCCUUUCUUUUGGUACGCCGGCAACAAGUUCUACAUUAACAUUUGGUGCUCCAUCCGCUACGACUACAACUGGAAGUGUUAGCUUUGGAACGCCUACUACCACAACAUCACUUUUUGGUAGUGGCAAUUUAUUAGGAUCAAAAUUAGGUACUAUUGGUACUACAACUACCACAAGCACUGCAAAUAGAGGAUUAGGAGGAUUAGAUGUAUUAUCAAGUAAUAAAGGGCUUUCACAAGGAAAUACUAAUUCAACUGCCAAAGAGAAUGUUUGGCCACCAGAAUUAUUACAGACAAUAGAAAAAUUCAAGGAAUUUGUAAAAGAACAAAAAGUAUUAUCUUCAGAUAUAGCAAGAGGCUCUGCAAGACCAUUGAAUAGAUGUGCAGAAGAUACAGCAUCAUUAAUGGAACUUCUAACAACAUUGGGUGGAUCAGUUCAACGUGACCGUUCUGCUGCUGAUAAGUUAAAACAGGAUACAGCAAAAGCAUUACAAAAUGCUGAAAUAGCUCAAAGGACGCACGAUACUCCACCAGGCUUACAAUAUGAAAAUAAUGCACCAUUAUUAUUUUUUAUGGAAUUAGCUGAUAGCUUUGAACAUGACUUAAUGUUAUUUAGGUCUCAAAUUGAAACAACAGAAAAACAUAUACAGACAAUGAUGACUCCAAAAACUUUAACGCCACAAGAAUUAACAAUGGCCAUGAGUAAACUUCACGAAUCUCUUGUUGCUGUUGCUGGUAAGUUACAAGGUGUACAUUCAAAAGUUCAACAACAAAAGGAACAAUAUUUGAACUUUAGAAAAUACGUUUUAAAAGAUAAUACAAACGUUUUUGAAGAUAUUAAAUUGGAUGGGAAAACAUCUCGAAAUAGUAUUGGAAAAAUUGCAAGUGGUCCUACACCAUUUGGUCCAGUUUGGGGAAAUACAAUACCAACAUCAUCUGCCACUAACAUUACUCUAAGUUCGUCAUUGAAACCACCAACAGCAAGUUUGACUUUUAAUACUCCGUCAAAUUUUACUACACCUUUACCAACGAGUGAAUCAAACUCGAGUUUUCAACUUCAGAAACCUCCUAUUGGUAAUAAAAGAGGAAAACAUUGA